CUCAUUCAUUGGAUAUAUAUAUAUAAUGUGUAGCAUUUCUGGUCAGUGAAAAUUGACAUACAAGGACUAUGGAUAAAAGGUGGAGUCUCCAAGGUUUGACUGCUCUUGUGACCGGUGGAGCCAGCGGAAUCGGUCAUGCUAUAGUAGAAGAACUCGCCGGUUUUGGGGCCAAAAUCCAUGUGUGUGACAUAUCGAAAACUCUGCUCAAUCAAAGUUUAUCCGAAUGGGAGAAGAAAGGGUUUCAAGUGAGUGGUUCAGUCUGCGAUGCAUCCAAUCGUCUCGAAAGAGAAACACUUAUGCAAACUGUCACCACAAUAUUUGAUGGCAAGCUUAACAUUCUUGUGAACAAUGUUGGCACAAUUCGCACAAAGCCAACAAUAGAAUAUGAGGCAGAAGAUUUUUCGUUCCUUAUUUCAACAAACUUGGAAUCUGCUUAUCAUCUAAGCCAACUUUCACAUCCACUCCUAAAGGCUUCAGGCAACGGAAUUAUUACUUUUAUUUCCUCUGCUGCAGGGAUCGUAUCAUUUGAUGCUGCAUCCAUUUAUGGUCUAACGAAAGGAGCUUUGAAUCAGCUAGCACGAAAUUUGGCGUGUGAAUGGGCAAAAGACGGCAUUCGAGCCAACGCGGUUGCGCCUAAUUUUAUCACCACUGCUCUGGCUAAACCUUUUCUCGAAGACGCUGGUUUUAACGAGAUUUUGUCGAGUAGAACUCCACUUGGUCGCGCUGGAGAACCAAGAGAGGUUGCCUCACUUGUGGCUUUUCUGUGUCUACCUGCUGCUUCAUAUAUUACUGGUCAGACCAUUUGUGUUGAUGGAGGUCUCACUGUUAAUGGCUUCUCAUAUCAGCCAUAGGCUUGAGCCAUGUCUUGUCUUGUCUUGUGUGUUGUGGAGUAUGGUCAUAUGGUCAGUAUCUCCAUAAUCUAAAUCCAUAGAUAUGUGAGUUGUGGAGUAGACACAAUUUUUCAAUAAUGGAAUAUCUAUUUACCAGUUCCGUAUUAUGCAUGCAUUCUCCAUGACAACGCUUCUCAUAACGAAUAUAAUUACGUGGAUCAUAAUACUAUGAGGAUUGAUAUCAUUGAGAUGGAGUAGACACA
Molecule: messenger RNA, 1093 nt
Organism: Arabidopsis thaliana (thale cress)
Lineage: Eukaryota; Viridiplantae; Streptophyta; Magnoliopsida; Brassicales; Brassicaceae
Gene: TRI
Product: tropinone reductase
Exons: 5
Coding region: 69-851 (260 amino acids)
Molecular function (GO): oxidoreductase activity
Source: RefSeq, marked reviewed